Molecule: messenger RNA, 3549 nt
Organism: Striga asiatica
Lineage: Eukaryota; Viridiplantae; Streptophyta; Magnoliopsida; Lamiales; Orobanchaceae
Source: the annotation of a GenBank genome assembly
GAAGGUUGGCUCCAAACUGAUGACUUCAUAGCAAAACCUCGCCGGUUUAUGCUAUGCACAGAGGACUUAGAUGCAGGUUUAUGCUUAGCUGUUCGAGUAUGAAAUGAAAAGCUCUGAGAGCAUUGAGAACACUGACCUCAAUCACCACUGUUGAAUCUUCCAGCCUGCAAAAACCCCUCUCAAAUUCUUCUCAUUUCCACCGAUUCUACUCGGCCCAGGCUCAGCAUUACGAUGGCCCCUCGCCGCCAAACCCCGAGGAAUACGCCGCCGAACAGGAUGCUGCUGUUUUUGAUAGCUUCCAUUUUGCUGAUUUGAAUCUCGAUCCGGAGGGCGGAGAUAAUACGGAUAGCAGUGGUGAGAAGCAGACGUGGGACGAGAAGUACAGGGACAGAGUGAAAAGCAAAGUGUUUGGGGAAGAUGUUUCGCAUUCGAGAAUUUUGAGGAGAGAAGAGGAGAAGAAGAAGAAGAAGGCAGGGACCCUCGCUCGGGCGCUGUUAGAAGCGGCUUUAGAUGAAGAUGAUAAUGAGGAUGCGGAGGAGAGGGAGGUGAAGGAGGAGGAUCAGAAGUCUUUGUCUGUCGGAAUUAUUGGGGCUCCUAAUGCCGGAAAAUCAGCCCUCACUAAUUGCAUGGUUGGGACUAAAGUUUCAGCUGUUUCGCGGAAGAUCAAUACCACCACGCACGAAGUGUUGGGAGUUUUCACUAAAGGAGACACACAAAUUUGCAUCUUUGAUACGCCUGGGCUUAUGUUAAAGAAAAGUGGAUUUCCUUAUAACGAUAUAAAAGUUCGCAAUGAAAGUGCAUGGAGUUCCGUUAGCUUGUAUGAUGUGCUGAUCGUCAUAUUUGACAUCCACAGACAUAUUACUAGACCGGAUUCGCGGGUGGUGAGAUUGAUAGAAAGAAUGGGUUCAAUUAGCAACACAAGCCAGAAGCGUGUGCUAUGCAUGAAUAAAGUUGGCAUGGUCACAAACAAGAAAGAUCUGCUCAAGGUUGUAGAAGAAUUCAGAGACCUUCCUGGAUAUGAAAGGACUGAAGGGUGCUGGGAUCAAAGAUCUCACUCAGCAGUCAAAAGACUGUGGGACGAAGAUCCAUUUUCCACGAGUGAAGAAGUUAUGAAGAACAUAUCGUUAGAAGUUGUGAGAGAAAAAUUGUUGGACUACGUGCAUCAAGAAAUACCAUAUGGCAUCGAACAUCGCUUGAUGGGCUGGAAAGAGUUGAGAGAUGGCUCUCUCCGGAUUGAGCAACAUUAUAUUUCAUCACUCCCAAAGUCAGCCAACGGAAAAUUUUAGUAGGGAAGAAGGGCUCCAAAAUAGGAGGAUAGGUUUGGAAGCUAAUGAGGAGCUACAUUCCAUAUUUAAGAGGGACGUUCAUCUCAUCCUCAUCGUUAGAGUCAAAUAACUCUGCACAUGAAUCACUUCAAACUUCUAAUGUGUACAGAAUUGGUCUCACAUACCAUACUACACAUUAGAACGAUCACUCAGCUUCUCAAGAGUCAUAGCCAUUUCAAUAGUUGAGUGAUUCUCUUUUUGGCAUCAUAAGGGACUGAUAUGCUUUAUGUAGUAGUUGAUAUUGCUGUCAACUAAUUUACUCAAGCUGAAAGUCCUCCUUUUUUUUUCUAUCAUUCAUUUUUUGUCCCAAUUUGGAAGCACGUUUUUACCGUAACAAUUUGCUUGUGAAUUGUGAUUUAACAUUUUAGAUGAGAAAUUUCCAUACGUUUUAUGACAUGACAAACAUUAUUAUUGCUUAAUACAAUAUCUAGAAGGCAUUGCAGUGACAAUCCCUGAGGUUUUGGCCAAUUAUAGAAAACCCAUCUAUCGUUCUACUUGUUAACUAAUGACAUUAUGAAAUCAUGCACAGAUGAUUAAUUACUACACAUUAGAAGGAUCACUCGGCAAAAGGCAUGCAGCCUUUCCUAAGAAACUGGACAAGGCCACAUAACACACACAAUCAUUACACAUAAACUGCAAACCAAAACGACAGCAAACAAACCACACACACAAUCACAAAGCCUGCAUGCUAAAAAUGUCUUAGCAAUGAUAAUGAAUCUGUUAUCAUGAUCACUAGUUAUCAGCCAUCAGCUAGCUAGCGUAAGUAUUAAACGGCAUCGUGAGCUGGUGGAGCAGACCCGUAAUGGGCACCGCAAUCCUCGGCCCAUAUGCAAACCCAUUAAGCUCGGCAUCAUCUUCACUGUUGACAAAGAGGCACGGUGGGACCCACGUCCAGCUCUUGUCCCCAAAGUCGAACAUGAUGGCCGCCUUUGAGCCCUUUACCAUGACCAGCACGAAAUCCCCUCCGGCCACGCACCCGAACCCCCUCCCUCCCUCCAUCUCCGCAAACUGCCCGUAAAGCUGCUGUGGCAUCCUCUCGAUCUCGGCCCACGCGGUCCCGCAGUCCUGCAGGGCCCACAGCCUCAGACUCCUGGGCACGUUGAGCUUGCUCUUCUCCACGGCCGCCACUAAAAGGAGCCUCCCCCGGCACUCGACCAGCCCCGGCGACCUGAGGAACCUGCGCAUGGGCGCCUGAAUCUUCCCCCAGCGGUUCCCCGCGGCCUCGUAGGAGAGCACGCUGUAGGGGCUGUAGUUCAUGCAGUAGAAUCGUCCCCCACCCACGUCAACCAUCCGCCCAGACUCCAGGCUGCAAAGCCUCGGGAGAGCCGCCGUCGUGCCCCAUAUCGAGUAGAACCCCCCCGAAUCCACGUGGAAGCUCUCCGAGGUCAGGUUCUUCACCGCGUACGGCGAGAUGAGGUCGUCUCCGGCGAGAAUCAAGUCGAUGGAGGAGUCUGUCACGGCCAUCCCCACCGAAGGGCAGAGCCUCGCUUUAAGAGUGGACGGAAGUUGGAUUAAGUUCCCGACGACGAGCGGGUUUCCGAGGAGGACGGUUUUCGAGCCGCCGUCGUCUGAGACCCAGCAGACGAGCCCGCCGGAGGACGAGGCCGGAGAGAAUCCCGGCGGGACUCCGGGGAUCGGGAGGCGGUACCAUUUCAGAUUCUCCGGGUCGAGAAGGUAGCCCACGUGGGCCCGACUCGGGUGGUUUUUGUUCUUGUAGAUGUUGUUGAGGGUGUUUUGGUGGUUGAAGAAGAGGAACCAGUGGCGGCGGGGGGAGGCGUGGAGGUAGAGCUCCAGGAAGGUGGGGGAGAAGAUGAGAGAGUACCAGCGUUUGCAGACGGCUCGCGAGCGGAAGAAGGCCGGUGGAGGGAGAGAGGCCAGGAUUCGGUCCAGGAGCCGUUGGGGGAGGCGGCUCCAUAUGCGAGGGUCCAUCCAUGGACUUGCCAAGUUUCCGGUGUUAUUAUGAGGGAUGGAAGUGAAAGAGUAGGAAAUGUUGGGGAUGCUUAUAGGGGUGUAAAAAGGCUCCAUUUCUGGUGUUUACUUUUCUUUUUCAGUGCAAUUUGGGAAAAAAGGUAUGGGUAUAACUGCAACUGUUUUCUGUAAUAAGGCAGCAAGAAAUUAGUGUCUGUGUGAGAUGUAAUAACUCAAAGUUCUAAAUUUCAGACUAGUGUGCUUUGGAGAUAAUUGAUUAUGAAAUUAGCUAGCUUUUGUUGGCAUANUUCAGUCU